AUGGCGCCCGAAAAGAAUGGAAGAGUCGUCUUCAUCGGCAACAUCCCUUACGGUGUUAGCGAGGAACAGAUCAUCGACACGUUUGGAAGAGUCGGCUCGGUGAACAACUUUAGACUGGUACACGACAAGGAGACUGGCAGACCAAAGGGCUUUGGUUUCCUCGAGUUUGCAGACCCAGAUGCCGCUGCCUCUGCUGUGCGCAACCUCAAUGACCACGAGAUCAUGGGCCGCAAGCUGCGCGUCGACUGGUCCAACGAUAACAGUGGAGGCGGUGGGAACAAUGACAACUCGAACAACAGUACCAUACAACAGUCAAAUCCCGGCGAUAGCUCAAACCAGCAGCCCCCGAUGCUCCCUCCGCUUCCACCCGGCACCGACCUGCCCGCAGGCUUGACAUGCCCCGAUGCCAUCUCCAAGACACUCAGCGCGAUCCCAGCUCCUCAAUUGCUUGAUAUCAUCUCGCAGAUGAAGGGUCUCGUAAUGUCAGAUCCCAACCAGGCCACCGAGCUUUUGCGCCAAGCUCCUCAACUCGCCUACGCCAUCUUCCAAGCACUUCUCCUCCUAGGCCUCGUCGACACGAGCAUGCUGAGCAGUAUCGUCCAGGCCUCUGCU
Aureobasidium namibiae CBS 147.97 is the source of this 612-nucleotide messenger RNA. RefSeq lists its product as uncharacterized. The record is from RefSeq and is a predicted model, not a curated record. The transcript has 2 exons. Gene Ontology annotation, cellular component: mRNA cleavage and polyadenylation specificity factor complex. NCBI's taxonomy places the organism in Eukaryota, Fungi, Ascomycota, Dothideomycetes, Dothideales, Saccotheciaceae. The annotation marks the transcript as partial. Gene Ontology annotation, molecular function: mRNA binding.